CCACGGCAACCUCACUGACAAGCACGCAUGCUCGACCGCCCAUUGAACGUGAGCUGGUGCGCAGCCAGCCGCAGGCCACUCGGAACCGCGAGUCGAGCGCUUCGAGCCUCCCCGGUCGUUAGCUCUGCCAUACCGCGAACAUGCAGUAAGGCCACUGGGGGAGGCAAUCAGAAAAGGGGUCAAUUAGAGAUAGCGCUAGUGAGGAGUAUAGAACGCACGUCCUCCCUCACGCGGUCAUAUUCGCCUUCACCGAGGGGAAGAAGGCCCGCGAGGAUGGAUCAAUUGACCUCAGGCGCUACUCCAACCCAACAAUCCUCCUCAGGUAGUCUCCUGCAAAUGUUGUAGGAGCUGUCAAUGCAAGCUGCCUCGGGCAGCGUUGCUGCCACUUGGAGCACACCUUUUUUGUCAGGAGUAGCCGGUGGUGGUGCUGCUGGAGUCGCGUCCAGCUAUUGCCUAGGUAUUACCCAAACUCAAGGUUCUCGGCGACCUUUGGGGAUCCGAGCACAGCAAACCAGCCAGGGCCGGCACAGUCUGACACUGCGUCCAGAUGGUAGUCGAGGAGUAGAGUCCACGGAUGACGACGAUGGGGAUGAUGUAACCGUGACAACGGGCUAACAAUCGACCUCCUGAACAUCAUACACAGGGCCAUGAAGGACGCGGGGCAACCCCUCUCAGAACCCAUUGAUUGCUGGGAUGUCAUAUUUUCCCCUUGGAAUGAGGGGCACAAGGAGCUCAGCUACACUCUCGUAAAUCUGCACAACCAUGUGAAGGUGCUACGAAAGUGGGUGCGAGACAUCAAGUAUAUGAAGCGUGGCCUCGGCACGCGGAUUCAUUGGGAUCCGGGGUGCGACACACUGAGUGUCGAUCUCAAUGUAAGUCACCUUCCAACAAGCCGGCUUAUCCCCUUUUGCAGCCAUCUCCCGACUGCCAACUGCAUUCGAUGUUGUCACAUCCUACUGAAUUCCAAUGCCCAAUACUUGCUAAACCAGUCAUUCCCCCUUGCUGCAGCUCCCCUUCAUGAAACAUUGCCAUGUCGUGGAAGAUUGUGUAGUCGUGGGUGAAACCCUCCCAUCCUCUCAGCGCGUGGAUGAAGGCGUUAUCAAACCCACACGCCGCUAGAACGUUCUGCGACACCUUUUCAUUUUGGUCUCAGAAAACCUGCUGAUGCUCUGUCGCGAUGCAUGCCGGCACCAGGGUGCCGUCAAUGGCUCCGAUGGCUCCUUUAAAUAACAUGUAGUCCAGCCUCCCCCUGAAUGCUUUUGUGUUUGGGGCUGCUGGCAUCCACAGGAGCACUGGUUUUAGUGUGCACAAAGCCUUUGUCACCCUAUGAACGAUAGCGCUGAUCGUAGAUCCGCUGUGCCGCCACCGUUCUUGCAGUACCCGCUGUGUAGCAUUUUGCCCGACAAACAGCAGCCACACCAUGACUUGCUCAUAUUUCAAGAUUCCCCUGCAACCGUCUAGGCGACCCGUUGGCUCCAAACGACCCACGAGCUCUUCAAAUAGAUCAGGCUCCAUCCG
Closterium sp. NIES-67 is the source of this 1518-nucleotide messenger RNA. The record is from the annotation of a GenBank genome assembly. Lineage: Eukaryota; Viridiplantae; Streptophyta; Zygnematophyceae; Desmidiales; Closteriaceae.